Leishmania braziliensis MHOM/BR/75/M2904 is the source of this 1461-nucleotide messenger RNA. RefSeq names its product RNA editing complex protein MP46. The record is from RefSeq and is a predicted model, not a curated record. The transcript has a single exon. Lineage: Eukaryota; Euglenozoa; Kinetoplastea; Trypanosomatida; Trypanosomatidae. Bases 1 to 1461 code for a protein of 486 amino acids.
AUGCCGGAGAGUGCAUACGCAGGGUCAUGUGAGCCGGAGCUUUGCUUGCUGUGCGAUACCCCCUACACCUCCUGGACGGCGCACACCCGCGAGCACGCUCAUGUGGCGCGCUCAGUGGUGUGCCGUUUCUUUGUGAUGCCAGAGAGAAGCGAGAGCAUUAUGCAGCACCUGGAGCGGCACAUCGCUCUAGACCUCAAGGAGGUGGAUGCCCUCACAGCCCGCAAGGUAGAGCGACGCCGUGAGCGUCUUCUUGCGGGCCUUGUGCACCUUGUCGAGAAGGGGGUGCUGCGGUAUAGCAUACCCACGCUGCCGUCGUCAACGCCAACAGGCGGGAAAACUGGCAGAAGACGGGGCAUCGGCAUUGGUGGCGCGUCGCUUGAGGUCAACUUGGACCGCUUCCUCACCUGUGUCCUUGUCGGGGAAGCGUUCCUGCGCCGUGAGGUACUUGACCGAUGUGCGCGGCUGAUACCGUCUCUCAAGGCGGUGGAACUGAACAGCGUAGUGGCGUACUUGACGUCAACACGCCAAGUGGCUCGCAUUUUCGAUGAACUAUCACUGCUGGAGCUGCUGGUAGCGCGCGCAGAGUCGGACAAAGCUCCUGAGAGCGCCACCACCGUCUUUGCAAGAGUGACAGAGCCAGCGAACGUGGAGCCGCUGAGCGCGACCGCUGAGGCACCUUCGUCAGGCAGUGACACAAGCACAGACGCCUCACCUCUGCCGCGGCCUUCUUCUUCCAUGCCGGCCGCCACUCCUUCCUCUCCCAUACGUUGGAAUCUCUCUCAUGAGGACAAGGCGUACAUCAUGUGUGCCUGCCUCGGCGAGCUGCACCGCUUUCACGAACAGGAACGACCGCGCUCCGUCGCCUCCAAGGCAGCGGCAGACGCCAUUGUGCUAAACGUGCUUGCCGGACACGGGCGUGAGAACCUGGUGUCGGAGUUGGUACAUGACACACUGCAGCGUAUGGUGGACGAGGGGACGGUGAUCUGGCGGCAGCACCAGGAGGAUGUGAAGCGGCGCGGUCUUUCAUCCGAGGCAAACUUGACAGCGAAGAAUGGAAUCGGUGAGCAGUCUGCACUGGACACGGACGGUCGGGUGUCUGAGGGCUUACGGUACAUGCGCACCGCGCCGUUGGCGUCAAAGCCGUCACCGCCGUCGGCGUCUGUGGGUGCCCUGGAUAGUGCUGCAGCGGAGAGACUCGUGUCUUCCUACCUGCCCUUCAAAGAUAUCGAUCAACUUGGCGGCGAAGAGAACGAGGCAGUGAAAGCCACAACAACAACGCCGUCAAGGUCGAGCCCGGACGACACCUGCAUCACCACUCCAGAUUUCAUUGCAGCGCUUCACACUUCGGCGAAGAACUGGAAGCCACUCACGGCGGAGCUGAGGCAACGUGGAAAGGAUUGGAAUCGGCUACCCUUUGCGCCUAGUUCACCCGAACUAAAAGUGUGGAAGAAGCCGCGCUAA